Molecule: messenger RNA, 1535 nt
Organism: Patiria miniata (bat star)
Lineage: Eukaryota; Metazoa; Echinodermata; Asteroidea; Valvatida; Asterinidae
Product: centrosomal AT-AC splicing factor-like
Exons: 9
Coding region: 29-1315 (428 amino acids)
Source: RefSeq, a predicted model, not a curated record
UAGCGCCCUCAACGUUGCUAACUCCAAGAUGGCGGCUCCCACGAAGAAACAGAUUUCCAGUGAAUUUAAGCAAAGAUUCAGCUACUGUGAGCUUUGUCGUCACAGCCACGACAGGGGAAAGAAACACGCAUUUUCAAAAAGACACAGAGAGAAGGUUAAGGCAGUUCUUGGAAAAUACGGUGCAAAGGUAAAGUCAGCCAGACAAGACAUGAGAGAUCCCUGCAUCCUCCCAGGCCGCUAUGAAGCUGACACCAAGUACUGGUGUUACAUGUGUGCCAGUGAGGUUCAUAAGCAUAUCAGUGAUGGGGAGGUGACCGUCAGACACGCUGGCUUUAUUGAACAUCUCAUGAGCCAUGAGCAUGCUCAGAAGGUGGAUCGGUUCUGGCGGAUCAAUCGCAUCGAGACCGACCUUCAGCCGAAGUUCCUCAUCUCCAGAGACUCCCAGGAUAAGUACAAGCAGGCAGUGGAAGAAGCACUCAGGAUACACGAAGCAAAAGAAGAGCGUCUCAUGUCACAGAGUGCAGCCAAGAUACGCCGUGUGGAAUCGAACCGUUCACUGCUGCUUCAGUCGUCAGGCAGCUCUACCCUUGUGACUAAGCCCUCUGAGACCUUCACAGCCUCAUCACAGGGUGUGGCACCCAACAGAGAAUUGGCUCCCUGGACCACGCCCACGGCCCCUUCUGGAAUUGGAAGUGCAGGUAGCAACGUUAGAGAUCCGUUGACUCACAAGGCGGAGGAUGUUCCCGGAUGCUCACAUCAGUCAAAUGGCCCAUCAGGGGAGAUGCAUGAACAAGCUGUGCUGCACAAUUCAAACCAGCCAGAUCCGGCUAGUACCGGUUCCAACCAGUUCCAGCUGGCUGUGUUGAACCAUUCAGCAGCAGCUGCGCAGCAGAAGCCUGGAGUCCUGAGUCGAGUCCAGACCAUAGGUGUCAUAUCAUCAGGGGGUCUGACUGCAGUCCAUGUCAAGGAUCGUGGAAUUGAUGGAAACAUUCAUACCGGAGCACUGCCGCCAUGGUUACGGGAUGAUGACAACGAAGAUACAGAGGAAGGAUAUCAAAAGAUGGGCCCCUCGGAGGUGGAAUUCAGGAAACACACUGAGCAGCAGAGAAAAUCGAAGCUGAACCCCAAACGAGUAGGCGUGAACUUUGACCACACCUCCCCCUCCAACGAGGAAUGGCUGCCGUCAUUCGGCAGAGUCUGGAACACGGGCCGCAGGUGGCAAUCAAGGCACCAGUACCGGAAAGAAGCCAACCAGUCCAAGUCAUUCAAGAGACGAAGAAUGCCUCCAAACAGUACAGUUUCUAAACCUCCCUGAUGUGUAGAUUAAGAUCAUAGAUCCAGCAAUUAUUUGCCAGUUUGUUGUGUGUUUAUGGACUUCAUGCAGAAACAGUAGAUGAUUUUGUGUGACCGCUUCCCUUUCAAGAUACAGUGAGUGGGACAAUUCCAUGUGCCAGUUUUGGUUUGCGCCCAUAUGUGACCGGCUCCACAAAAAAGGGUAUUAUGUCGCAAAAAAAGUGAAAUUGAGUUAUAUACAU